UGUUAUGGACGCACAAUGUUUGUUUGUUGUUGCAAACACGGCCGAGUGGCCAAGAAAAGCCCAGAAACACCGCUAGCCCAUCAGCACUCACUUUAUUAAAUCGAAUCGAUACCACCGAAGAUGAUCUCGCGCCGUGACAAAUUACUCCAGCAGCCCUGGGAGCAGCUGCGAUUUGCCCAGCACCGCGAGAAAGUCAUGUCCGCCCGUCCGGCCAUCGACUCCCAUACGCCCCGAGUCCACGAGCACGUUCAGCGCAAGUGGAAGAAGCAGCAGGUUGAGCGAGAGCGCCAGGAACAGAUCGAGCGGGAGAACCUCCGCCUCCUCCAGAAGCUGGGCGACAUUAUGCGCACCAAGCGCAUUAACAACCUCUGGCUGGAACCAAGGCCCAAUUUCCUCAAUCGUGAGAAGCUAUUCCCUACCCGCCCCUACUCCAGCCUGCCCGAAAUCGUUACAAUCUAUGGAAAGCAACCGCCAGGACCGCUCAUCUACGGCAUACUGCCCAAGCCAAAAGUGAUGGGCCGAUGCCCUACCUGUAUCGGGAAUCCGGAGCGUACUGAGGUGGCCAUACCGGAGCAAAGGACUCCUUGGGCGCCGGAGAGAAAGUCAUGGAACCGCAAAACCAGCGGUCAAACUAAGCAACACCGCUGUUACCACUGCGGCUCUGUCAAGAGCAGCGAACGCAAGUUUUUCGAGGAAUUCUCGUACUCCUACACAUACGACGAAUGAUGAAGCCAGACGGCAAGUAAUAAAACGAAAUGCAAGUUUAUUCUUCACGCCUUGGGUAUAUUU
This is a messenger RNA of Drosophila bipectinata, 789 nucleotides long. RefSeq lists its product as uncharacterized. NCBI's taxonomy places the organism in Eukaryota, Metazoa, Arthropoda, Insecta, Diptera, Drosophilidae. The record is from RefSeq and is a predicted model, not a curated record.